UCAUGUGACGUGGACAUGAUUAGUCUUCUCUCAGGCUACAAAAUAAAUGGCUGACUGCAUAGAAAAACGGCACACAGACACUUUAGGAGGCAGAAGUUGUUGCAUAUUUAGAUGAAUGAAUACCUCAGCAACAUGACGUACUGCCAAGCUGAUUGCGAUUUAAGCAGAUGACGUCUUGCCUCCAAAUUGUCCUGUUUGGCCCAACAAAUUUUAAGUCUAUUUGAGAUUCUAGAUCUACUGUGAAAUCUCUCCAACCGUGGACAUGGCAGAAUUAAAAAGCACGAGUCACGUUGGCCAAAUCAAAGGAUGGCAAAAAUUUGUUAAAAAAAGGUUUUUUUUUUAGGGAUGUGAAUUUCGUAAGGUCAAACAAAGAGGAAGAAGGAAGGGAAGAGAAACUUGGAGUUCUCAGCAGUCUGUCCACAUUUCGAGUCUUGUAGAGUAAGCGCGCUCCCUGAGUACCCUCCCCAUGUGGUGUGUGUGCGUGCGUGCGUGCGUGUGCGUGUAUGUGUGUGUUUUAAUUCUUACUGAACAGUUGGUUGGCCCCUAACCCAUAAGAUGAGAGUAACCGUAUCAGACCUGAAAAGAAAAGUUACCAUAAGUACAACUAUACAAGCUACCAUAUGCAUGGGUUCUCAGUGUUUAUCAACAAGAUGUUAUGAGGAGGGGCAAGACACUGGCAGCCAACCACGUGAGCUAAUUGUUUUCAACGACAGCGGUUUCCAACAAUAAGAGGUUGAGUUGUGCGCAGCCAGGUUUGCGCAGUCAGGUUGUAAACAACAUUUAGAACCCAUGUAUAAGAACAAGGACAAUGGGGGUAUACAUGAGUACUACAAUGGUGUAAUGUAAAAUGGGGGGUGGAUGUUAAGUCUGUGGAGUCAGCAGAGCUAGCCGUGUCAGAGGGGGCCCUGACCCUCUCGUGUGGGGCUGGCUUAUGGGUCGUGAGGUGAUGAGGUCUUCCGUCUCUGUGGGAGCGGAUCGGGCUCUGUGAUUGGCAGGGGGUUUGGACAGGGCUCUCUGAUUGGCUGCAGCUACAGCAGGAAAUCAGAGGCGGGAGAGAGAUCACAUGAGCCAGACUCAGUCAUGGGAGGGGAGCUUAACACACACACACACACACACACACACACACACACACACUGAAUGAGCUUUGAUUCCAUUUCUUGGGCACACGCACUCAUUCACGCCCGGACUCCCUGCAAGAUAGGUUUACUAGGAGUUGGCACAGUGUUAUCUGUCGUUGGCCAGAUAACCCACCUGUGCACCUGCUGAACUGAUGCACUUCUUGGAACUAGCAUCCUCUACGUGACUGCUACCUGAGUCAGACCUCCUGGCGAACCUCCUGGGUGACACACACAUAGACACACACUAGGAUUUGAGAGAUGGACGACCACAGUAUGCACCAUGGCCAUCACAUGACCCAGCCGCCCCCGUUGCCGAUGGUGACGGAGAGCGACGGGAUGGGCCACAUGGACCACGGCCACCACACCACCAUGGACCACGGCGACCACGGAGGACACGACAUGAUGAUGCAAAUGACAUUCUACUUUGGCUGCAAAAAUGUGGAGCUCCUGUUUGCAGGUCUUGUUAUUAACACACCGGGAGAGAUGGUGGGUGCGUGCAUCGCCUGUUUCCUGCUGGCCAUCUUCUACGAGGGCCUGAAGAUCGGCCGGGAGUUCCUCCUGAGGCGGAACCAGGUGAACGUGCGCUACAACUCCAUGCCCGUACCCGGCGCAGACGGAACCGUACUCAUGGAGACGCACAAAACCGUCGGAGGUGUCCCCCAGCCGCUUAAUUUUAAAAGUAAUUCUGUAGACAGUCUGAGCUCCAGGGAAAGGAUGUAUAGGCAGCGGAUGUUGAGCCUGGCGCACCUGAUACAGACGUUGCUGCACAUCAUCCAGGUGGUGGUCAGCUACUUCCUCAUGCUGGUCUUCAUGACCUACAACGGCUACCUGUGCAUCGCCGUGGCCGCGGGGGCCGGAGUCGGAUACUUCCUCUUCAGCUGGAAGAAGGCGGUGGUGGUGGACAUCACGGAACACUGUCAUUAGCACCUCCACGCCCUCCACCGGCACCUCCUCUCAGACCCCACCCCCUCCCCAUACACACACACACACACCCCUUAACACCCAAAGAAGGCAAUGGUGGCUGUCGACAUCACACAACACCGUCAUUAGCCCUCCACACCCAUCCAGACCCCCUCUCUGACCGCUUCAAUACACACACACACACACCUUGACCCCCCACAAACAAGGCAAUGGUGAUCCACAUUAUGGAAUACUGUCAUUAGCCACACACACCCACACGGACCCCAUCUCUUGUUCCACACCUCCCAUACAGACGUCCCAGCCCCUUAAGAAGGCAAUGGUGGUCGACAUCACAGUGGUGGUCGACAUUUGAGCCCAAACUCUAUUGUUCCACAGCUUCACUCUCUCUCCUCUACAGACGUGCACCCCACCCCCCUCUACAAGACACACACGUCCCACACGUCCCAUCUCCCCAAAGAAGGCAGUGAUGGUUCGCCCACAUCACGUAGCACUGUCAUUUCACCCUUCCUCUCUCUUCCUCUUCCCCUCCAAGCAGCCCUUCAGCCUAAACCCAAUACACAUCCAUCCACAUUACAUUAACCCCCCCAACACUGACAUACAUGAGCAGACGCAUUCAUAGGCAUAUCUGGCCCUCUAAUGACACUCGACUCCCAUCCGCAACACACAAUGAAACCUUCAGAUGGACCUUAGGCAUAAACUUAGACAACUACACGUUUGUUGUUUUACACGGUAGCCAUUUUGUCCAGUUAGACAAAUGGAUCCAGUUGGAUCUAGUUAGGGGUUAGUAUUAUUAUCU
This is a messenger RNA of Engraulis encrasicolus (European anchovy), 2835 nucleotides long. RefSeq names its product solute carrier family 31 member 1 (gene slc31a1). Lineage: Eukaryota; Metazoa; Chordata; Actinopteri; Clupeiformes; Engraulidae. Gene Ontology annotation, molecular function: copper ion transmembrane transporter activity. Gene Ontology annotation, cellular component: plasma membrane. Gene Ontology annotation, biological process: copper ion transmembrane transport. The transcript has 6 exons. Bases 1377 to 2042 code for a protein of 221 amino acids. The record is from RefSeq and is a predicted model, not a curated record.